Molecule: messenger RNA, 4674 nt
Organism: Oryzias latipes (Japanese medaka)
Lineage: Eukaryota; Metazoa; Chordata; Actinopteri; Beloniformes; Adrianichthyidae
Gene: ddx6
Product: DEAD (Asp-Glu-Ala-Asp) box helicase 6
Molecular function (GO): nucleic acid binding; ATP binding; RNA helicase activity
Source: RefSeq, a predicted model, not a curated record
GGGCUCAAAUACGCUUGGAAGCCAUCUUGAAUGGCCGUGGGGCUCCUUCGCAGUCAGCCAAUAUUGACUUCGACAUACAAACACUGCAAACUGAAACGCUUUAUUUCCCCCCUCCUCUCCCUGAUAUCUAAGGGUUGAAAAGACUUCAGAAAGGACACUUGUUAGGCUAACGAGAUGGCUAACUGAGCACUCGGCCAACUCCUGAAAGCUCGCCGAGCCUUCCUGGUUCGCUGUUUUCGAAAACAUUUACGAAUGAACCCUGUGCACAUUUAGUUUCAUCGUUGCAAAGACUUACAAGGGCGAACGUAUUUUUUUUUUAAUUUACCUUUUUUUUAUUCUAAUGUCGAAGCGACAUUAUCGCAGAAAAAACUAUUGACAUUCACGUUUUGUUCCUAAUUCGUUUAAAAAAAAACAAGAAGAAACAAGGCAAGCCAGGGGGAUUAUUAUUGCAUCUGGAGUGGGUUCGCUUCAUUUGGAGACUUUUCACAAAAAGCAUUUAUUGGAACGGAACUCUGUGGCCAAGUGAACAUGAGCACCACCAGGACGGAGAACCCCGUGAUUCUGGGCAUGUCCACGCAGAACGGACAGCUAAGAGGCUCGGUGAAGCCCGCCGGAGCUCCGGGAGGAGGAGGAGGAGGUCCGCAGCAGCUGAAUCAGAUGAAGGGCACAAUCAAUGGUAAUUCCCAGCCAUCGCCUACAACAAACGCUGUUGUAAAGCCUGGAGAUGACUGGAAGAAAAGUUUGAAGUUGCCUCCAAAGGACACGAGAAUAAAAACUUCGGAUGUGACUGCAACUAAAGGCAACGAGUUUGAGGAUUACUGCCUAAAAAGAGAGCUGCUCAUGGGAAUCUUUGAAAUGGGCUGGGAGAGGCCGUCUCCAAUUCAGGAGGAGAGCAUUCCCAUUGCACUGUCGGGGAGGGAUAUCUUGGCCAGGGCCAAAAACGGCACAGGGAAGAGUGGAGCCUACCUCAUUCCCUUACUUGAACGCAUUGAUCUAAAGAGAGACUGUAUACAAGCUUUGGGAAUCGUGCCCACCAGAGAGCUGGCGCUGCAGGUGAGCCAAAUAUGCAUCCAGGUCAGCAAACACAUGGGCGGAGUGAAGGUGAUGGCGACAACAGGCGGAACCAACCUGCGUGAUGACAUCAUGAGACUCGACGAGACGGUACAUGUGGUUAUCGCCACCCCUGGUAGGAUUUUAGAUCUCAUCAAAAAAGGCGUGGCCAAAGUCAAUCAAGUGCAGAUGAUUGUUCUGGACGAAGCAGACAAACUCCUGUCUCAGGACUUUGUGGUAAUGAUGGAGGAGAUCCUGGGCUUCCUGCCCAAACAGAGGCAAAUCCUGCUGUAUUCAGCAACCUUUCCUCUCAGUGUGCAGAAGUUUAUGAAUUCACAUUUGCAGAAACCCUAUGAGAUCAAUCUAAUGGAGGAGCUGACACUGAAGGGCGUGACUCAGUAUUAUGCUUACGUAACCGAAAGGCAAAAGGUCCAUUGCCUUAACACGCUGUUCUCCAGGCUCCAGAUCAACCAGUCUAUAAUCUUCUGCAACUCCUCUCAGAGAGUCGAGCUCCUCGCCAAGAAGAUCUCCCAACUUGGUUACUCAUGUUUCUACAUACACGCCAAGAUGAGACAGGAGCACCGUAAUCGGGUUUUCCACGACUUCAGAAACGGACUGUGCCGGAACCUCGUCUGCACUGACCUCUUUACCAGAGGAAUUGACAUUCAAGCUGUGAAUGUUGUGAUCAACUUUGAUUUCCCCAAGCUGGGAGAAACGUACCUUCAUCGCAUCGGUAGAUCAGGACGCUUCGGACACCUGGGUUUAGCCAUCAACCUGAUCACGUACGAUGAUCGCUUCAACCUGAAAGGCAUCGAGGAGCAGCUGGGAACAGAGAUCAAGCCCAUCCCUGGCAUCAUCGACAAGAGCUUAUACGUGGCAGAGUACCACAGCGAGGGCGGUGAAGAAGUAAAGCCAUGAGCCAAUAAGUCCACCCCCCCUCCUCCUGUCCCUCCUCCACCCACACCAUCUCUGGAUUGGUUUUUGUUUUUUAUCAACCCCCCCCCCCCCCCCCCCCCCCCGCCUGCCUUUUUCUGUACAGUUUUUGUCUUCCUUUUCGAUGCCGCCAUAACAGAAGUGUUUGGACGCCUUUUUUUCCUUUUCUUUUUUUUUCCCCGCUCUGUUUUUUGGAUGAACUCGCCUGCCUUUGAAGGCCGUGCGCUGCACCACUCAACUGAAGACAUGAGCGCUGGGGGGGGAAGGGGGCACGGGACCAGGUGGACAAUGCUGGGGGGCUCAGAUGGAAGUCCAGACCUGAGGAACGACCUCCAUUCUCCACUCUGGAGUUUGAACAAACUUCUAUCAAGUGCCUUAACAAGCAGUUCAUUAGUUCUGAAGUAAUAACCCUUCAUCAGCCGGCGUGGAACCACACUCACCCUCACCUGUCACGGAUUUGAACCAAAAAGGUGAAAUCUCUUUCUGUUCUCUUUUCUUUGGGGGUUUGCUAAUAGGAUUUCUUUGGAGGAAGCUGCUUCUCACUGGCUGAGCAGAGUUGUGGUCUGGCUGAUCCCAGGACUAUUUGGAAUUUUUUUUUUCCUGUGGACAGAAAUGUUGGAUCUGACCCCCCCCCCCCCCCCCCCGACCCCCAGGACGCAUCCUUCGCCGGCGCCGCAGAGACCCGCCCCUUUCCCCAGUCUUCAGCACCAGAACACUAAAAAAAAAAGAGCGGCAGAGAGUCACCAGACAUUCAGUGGAGUUCAUCUGAAGAGAGCCCUUUGUCCCCCCCCCCCCCCCAUCGUCCUGUUCCUCCCCCCACAUCUGGCGGUGGUGGGAAACCUCCCCCCUUAUCUUUGUGUACAUACCUUCAUUUUAAUAUUGUUUUAAAUGUGCGUACAAAGGCCGGCCGACGGACUGAGAAGCCGCCGCCUCUCCUCUCUUGUUAGCACUGGAGGCCCGACCCGCCGGCGCCGCCCUGUUGGCUCUGCCGUUCCGGACUGUGAAUUUAUUUAUAGUUUAAAAAAAAAAAAGAGAGAAGUCCAGCAUUUGCACGGCGAGGCUCAUGAAAUGUUUCCGGAGAGCUCAGUUCUUUAAGCCUCUUCUGAUUGGACGGCGCGUGCAAUCCUCCCAUGAUGCACUUCGUGUUUAAAGCCCCCUCUUUUGCCCCCUCCCACCAUCGCUGCCAGUGUUAACAAGCUCAGAGCGACGGCUUUCUGUUCAAAACCUUCCGGUCGGCGCGGAAGUGAUUCCUCGGCGUAGGUGUGGAAGUACUUGCUGCAGUGCAGCUUCAUUGGCGGCUGGUUGUUGUUUUUUGUGGGGUGGGUGGGUGGGGGGGUUGUAGAUUUAUGCCAUCUGUAAGCACAGCUACUAUUCCUGACAUCUCAGACGCUGCUUUUGCCCCGCCCCCUCCUUUUACUGAAUGUUGGCAUCAAAUGGAUCCAUAAAUGUAGCAGGAAUUGAUUGGCUGCUGCACAACCGGCCCGUGUUGGGUUGCACUUGAAGGGGAGGGGGGGGGCUCAGCCUGCCUCUGUGACUGGGCCUCUUUGAUACUCAUCACCUAGGGUGAUGGAGCACCUUGGAGCAGAACCUUUUUGGAGAACCGGGUCGGGUCGAGCUUUCAGAAAGCGGACUCUGAACCCUCGGUCUGCUGCUUUGUUUGCCCUUUAGUUGCUUUAAGCUGUGUGUGUGGGGGGGGGGGGGGGGGGGGGGGGGGGGCGUUGGGUUUACAAGUUUUUGAAAAAAUGACUUUGUUGGCCUGAAAGUCCCUUCAACCCCCUCGUCGAGUGUGGGCGGGGCCUUCAGAGCAACCGGGUCUCCCCUUUGUUCCAGGCGAGAUGCUUUCGGGCUCCAAUUGGUGAGAAUUUGACUCAAAGAUUCAAGUGGAAGCCGUUCUCACCGAUCGAAGCUCAGGUCCCUUUUCUCAGAGUUGUGACUUCUUACAUCUGAUUUGGUCUUUUAUUUUGGCGGGGGGGUUGAUAGACAAAAGUAAAAUUGACUGAAGCACAACUGAAGUAAAGGGGGUCUAACUUUACAGACGUAUGGCAGCCGUCUGUUUUGGCAGCGUCCUGCAGAAACCUGAACAUCAGUGACUUUUACCUCCAAUAAAGUGGGUGGGGCCUUUUAUUUUUAUUAUUUUUCUUUUCUGCAGGGUUGCUGCCACUCUUUUAGCCAUAAAGACUGAGACAAGAGCAUCUUGCCCCAGAUCGGGUAUCUAAUUGCAUAUUUCUAGAAAUUGUCUCAUUCUUUAAGGCCGUCUUUUUUUUUUUAAUGAAUAAAUUUACCGGGUGGUACAAUCUGGCUGUUUGCUGCCCUGUUGCAGGUUCCCAACCUCGAGCUGCAUCAUGCAGCCCGGCGUUGGGAACCUGCAACAGUUAAAGGGGGUAAAGUGGGAGGGGCCUAAAGGCACUUUAAAUGGUGAUCGGAUAAUCCCAGGUUUGGUAACGGGUCUAACAAGAUUUCAAGAGUUGCCCUUAAGUUUUCUGUUAUCAAGUGUUUGAGCGGAGAAUCAAAAAAUAACGGAAAGAUCUCCGAAUUUACGUAAAUUAAAAGCUUGAGUUCAUCAUUUUAUUUUAAUUUAAAAUUCGUACAAUUGGCAGUUUUCAGUGAAGCACAUUUUACAAACCAGUUCAAUGUCUUGGAUAUUAUUGGGUCAAGUUUUGUUCUAAAGAAAUAAAGCUCACUGAAAUUUAA